This is a messenger RNA of Chlamydomonas reinhardtii, 2569 nucleotides long. RefSeq lists its product as uncharacterized. The transcript is spliced from 13 exons. The record is from RefSeq and is a predicted model, not a curated record. The coding region runs from base 402 to 1880 and encodes 492 amino acids. Gene Ontology annotation, cellular component: MCM complex; nucleus. Gene Ontology annotation, molecular function: ATP binding; single-stranded DNA helicase activity; single-stranded DNA binding. Gene Ontology annotation, biological process: double-strand break repair via homologous recombination. NCBI's taxonomy places the organism in Eukaryota, Viridiplantae, Chlorophyta, Chlorophyceae, Chlamydomonadales, Chlamydomonadaceae.
CUGGCGCAAGCAUCUACUCGGGCUUCCAAGAAUUAAGGCUGCAGGCGGCAACCGCCUGUCUCGGUCUUGGAGAGCCACCUGCAUCAGUGACAGUGGUGUUGCAGGACGAGCUGGCGGACUCGGUGCGACCUGGGGAUAGUGUGGACGUGGUCGGCGUGCUGGUACCUCGCUGGCUGAGCACUGCUCCCGGCCGCCGCUGCGAGCUGGAGCUAGUGCUGGUCGCCAAUAACAUUACGCGCGCGGGGGGCCUGGGGCGCGCUGGUGGACCAGCAGCAGCUGUGCCUGUGGGCGGGCUCCCUGCUCCGUGGGACGCUGCACCCCCCGGUUCAGGCACACAAUCCCUGCCCGAGCCUGCGGCGCUAUUCGAGGAUUUCUGGAAGGCGCACGAGAGCACUCCUAUGAUGGGGCGCAACAAGAUUCUUGCAGGCGUGUGCCCGGGUGUGGCGGGGCUGCUUCCCGUGAAACUUUCAGCGCUGUUGGUGCUUGUGGGCGGCGUGGCGCGGCGCGAGGAGGGCUGCAGCAACAUCCGCGGCGAGCUGCAUCUCUUGAUGCUGGGCGAUCCCGGCACGGGCAAGUCCCAGAUCAUGAAGUGGGCUUGUCGGGCCAGUCCAGGCAGGGCAGUGCUCACAACAGGCCGCGGGAGUAGCGGUGCCGGACUUACGGUGGCUGCAACACGAGACGGCAACAGCUGGGCGCUUGAGGCUGGAGCAUUGGUGCUGGCUGACGGCGGCUUGUGCUGCAUUGACGAGUUUGACGGCAUCCGGCCGCAGGAGCGCGCCGUCAUCCAUGAGGCAAUGGAGCAGCAGACCGUGCACGUCGCCAAGGCCGGCCUGGUCACCAACCUCAGCACUCGAACCGCCAUCAUAGGCGCGAUCAACCCGCGCCCCGGCACCACCGUGACGUGCGGCCGGGCCCUGACGGAGGUGACUGGUCUGGAGGGCCCCCUUUUGUCACGCUUUGACCUGGUGCUAUUGCUGGCGGACCCCCGCCACCCUGACUGGGACCGAGUGGUGGCUGGGCAUGUCCUGGCGCGGGGCGGGGCUUCUGCCAGGAGCACCGAGGGCUCCAACGACCCGGAGUUGUUCGGCUCGUCCGCAGCGGCCGCCACAAGCGCGGCUGCGGCUGGCAGUCCGGCUGGCUACCUGGCGCUGCCGGCGCCGGGCGACCUCAAAGCCCCGUUGCCACCAGUUACCCUGGUGGCAGCACCGGCGAUCGACGAGGUGUUGUGUUCAAUGAAUCAGCGCUCCCAGCCCGGCACGUGCAGCGCCUCGUCGUUCCGCGAGCCCUCAAUAGCAGAGAGGAUUGCGGCAAGGCUCAGCAGCAGCACCACGGGCGUGAACCUGGGUGACUGCCAUCCUAGCCAGGCGCCCACGCAGCCAGCUCCAAAGACCCAAACUGCCAACUGCAACAUGACGCCAGCAGCAUCGGCAGCUGCAUCCGGCAACUCUGCAAGCAGCGCGUGGACUGUGGACGUCAUCCGUGCAUACAUUGCGUGGGUGCGCAGCCGGCCGCCACCCGUUAUGACGCACGAGGCCGAGCGCGUGCUUGUGGCCUACUACAGCGCACUGCGGCGAGCCGAGGAGCGCUCCACCGCCAGAUCCACCAUUCGCGCGCUGGAGAGCCUCAUCCGUAUCUCCCAGGCGCACGCACGCGUCAUGUGCAGCGACCAAGUGCUGCUGCGUGAUUCGGUGGUUGCAGUGGUGCUGGCGGACUCCUCGCAGCAGCUGCUGGCCAUACCGGGUGCGGAUUCCAUCACCAACGCCAGAUUCCCCGACGAUCCGGACGGGGAGCUGUUCAUGCAGCAGCAGGUGGUGCUAAUGCGCUUGCAGCUGGCAUCUUUGCUGCCGGCGGCCCUGCCCGGCGUGACGGCGUCUGGGUGAACGCAGCGGCCUGGGAGCUGCCUCAAAAUACUGAACCUGAAGCGUCGUGUCUUCUGAUUCACCAAGGCAGAGCAGGGCCCAGCGGCGGCAGCGGCGGCGCUGGAACCAAUGGUGGCAAGGACUGCAGCACGGGUCCCGGCGACAGCAUUCAUGUGCGGAGCAGGCAAUGCCACGAGGAGACGGGUGUGGUACAGCCCGCGGGUGCAGCCAAAACCGCGCCGCCGGUGCGCAGGUGGAGACCGGCCGUUGUGUGGUUGGGAUUAAUGUUGGGGUUCAGGGGGCGAGCACAGCACAUGGCAGCAGUUUUACGGCUACGUGGAGCAUGGCUAAUUGGGUGUGUGUUGUGCAUGUGCGCUGUGACUUGCUAUGCUGGGCCGAGUGGACGCCUGGCGUAACGCCGCCUGUACCAAGCGACGAUGGUUUGACGUGGUGUGCCCCUCAGCCCGCCUUUCCUUGCCAAUUCGCUUAGUCAGAUAACUGUGGAUGGGUUUCGGCAUCUGCAGGUGAGGCGAUGUUGGCAUAAGAACCAGGGAGACACGCCCGGCACAAAGAGCGAGAACAUAGCCUCCACGCGGGGAUGAAUGAUGGGUGCACUGAAGUGAAGCUGGUGAGGGUGUGAUGUACGGCAGGGGGCCCGUAACGUACGGCAGACAGGCGCACCAAUCUCGGUCCUGUGUAUGCGGUCAUGG